Messenger RNA from Psammomys obesus (fat sand rat), 540 nucleotides. RefSeq names its product 40S ribosomal protein S12-like. The record is from RefSeq and is a predicted model, not a curated record. The transcript has a single exon. Gene Ontology annotation, cellular component: ribosome; cytosolic small ribosomal subunit. The coding region runs from base 126 to 494 and encodes 122 amino acids. Gene Ontology annotation, biological process: translation. Gene Ontology annotation, molecular function: structural constituent of ribosome. Lineage: Eukaryota; Metazoa; Chordata; Mammalia; Rodentia; Muridae.
UGUUUCUUAAAAUUCCUAGAAAAACGCUUCUUGCUUCUGCGCGGCGGCUCGGAGGCUGAAGUGCGUUCCAGGUCGGACCCCCCGCAACCCGCGCCUUGGCCACGGAAGGCACUGCUGCUGGAGUUAUGAUGGAUGUCAAUACUGCUUUGCAAGAGGUGCUGAAGACCGCCCUGGUCCACAACGGCCUAGCACGAGGAAUUCAUGAAGCUGCCAAAGCGUUAGGCAAGCACCAAGCCCAUCUAUGUGUGCUCGCGUCUAAUUGUGAUAAACCUACGUACAUCAAGUUGGUGGAAACCCUUUGUGCUGAGCACCAAAUCAACCUAAUUAAGGUUGAUGACAACAAGAAACUAGGAGAAUGGGUAGGCCUCUGUAAAAUUGAUCGGAAGGGGAAACCCCGCAAAGUGAUAGGUUGCAGCUGCGUGGUGGUUAAGGACUAUGGCGAAGAAUCUCAAGCUAAAGAUGUUAUUGAAGAGUACUUCAAAUGCAAGAAAUGAACAACAACAAAAUUGGCUUAUUUUCUUCUUAAGUUCCUAAAAACGU